AUGAGCUGCUCCUCUUCCAGUCCGGCAGUUGGCAGGGCUGACCUCUGCAGAGACAGGGGCUCAUUCCUGUCCCUCAACUCCAGCGUCUUCUACGGCGAGAUGCCGGCAUCUCUCAGCAGCAACCCCCUGGACUUCUUCAUCAUCAACGUAGGGGGGAGCCGCUACGUCCUGUCCCAGCAGCUACUGGCUUCUUACCCAGAGACAAGGCUUGGAAAACUGGCCUGCUCAGGCCGCGACUCGGCCCUGGAGCUCUGUGACGAUGCAGACUUCCUGGAGAACGAGUUCUUCUUUGACCGCAGCUCGCAGACCUUCCAGUAUGUAAUGAACUACUACCGAACUGGCCACCUGCAUGUGAAGGAGGAGUUGUGUGUGAUAUCCUUCCUGCAGGAGAUUGAGUAUUGGGGCAUUGAUGAGCUCCGUAUCGACCCAUGUUGCCGGGAACGGUACUACCGCCGCAAGGAGUUUAAGGAAAGCCUGGAUGUGAGACCAGAGGUGGAGGCAGCCAACAGUGAUGAGGAGGAUUUUACAGGUGCAGCCUGCCCGGCCUUCCGCCAGCGCCUGUGGGACCUGCUGGAGAAACCAGAGUCUUCAAGUGCUGCCCGCACCUUUGGCUCACUGUCCAUCUUCUUUGUGGUGGUGUCUGUAAUAAACAUGGCCCUCAUCUCGUUGGACCUGGGAGAAGACCACACCAGCGGGAGUGUGGUACUGUUUGAUGCAUUGGAGUACAUGUGCGUGGUGUGGUUCACAGGUGAGCUGGCGCUCCGGUUUCUGUGCGUGAGGAACAAGUGCCGGUUCAGCCGCAGUGUGCCCAAUGUCAUCGAUCUGCUGGCCAUUUUGCCAUUUUACAUCACACUGGCGGUGGAGAGCCUCCAUGGAGAGACCACUGAGCUGGAGAACAUGGGCCGCGUGGUGCAGGUCCUCAGGCUGAUGAGGUCCCUCCGCAUGCUGAAGCUGGGUCGACACUCUACAGGCCUGAGGUCCCUGGGCAUGACCAUUGCCCAGUGUUACGAGGAGGUGGGUCUCCUCCUCCUUUUCCUGGGGGUGGGCAUCUCCAUCUUUGCCACCCUAGCCUUCGCUCUGGAGCAUGACCUUCCUGGCACCACCUUUGCUAGCGUCCCAGCUGCUUGGUGGUGGGCAACGACCUCCAUGACAACAGUUGGCUAUGGUGAUAUCCGGCCUGACACAGCCCCGGGAAAAAUCCUGGCAUUCCUCUGCAUCCUAUCAGGUAUCCUGAUCCUGGCGCUGCCCAUCGCCAUCAUUAACGACCGCUUCUCUGCCUGCUACUUCACCCUGAAGAUGAAAGAGGCUGCACUGCGUCAUGGGGAGGCGCUGAAGAGGCUGACACGCGGCUCGGUGGGCGAGGCUGGCAUGUUAGUCAGGGCUCAAGGCGGGGUUCAGAGCGGGACAGUGGGUGGGGUGAACCUGAGAGACGCAUAUGCCAGGAGUGUCCUGGAGAUAUUGAGGCUGCAGGGGAGGGAGAGAGCCAGCACCCGCAGCAGCGGAGGAGAUGACCUCUGGUAG
Lampris incognitus (smalleye Pacific opah) is the source of this 1521-nucleotide messenger RNA. It is a transcript of the gene kcnv1, whose product is annotated as potassium voltage-gated channel modifier subfamily V member 1. Gene Ontology annotation, biological process: potassium ion transmembrane transport; protein homooligomerization. The transcript has 3 exons. Gene Ontology annotation, cellular component: voltage-gated potassium channel complex; membrane. The record is from RefSeq and is a predicted model, not a curated record. Lineage: Eukaryota; Metazoa; Chordata; Actinopteri; Lampriformes; Lampridae. The coding region runs from base 1 to 1521 and encodes 506 amino acids. Gene Ontology annotation, molecular function: voltage-gated potassium channel activity; protein binding.